Messenger RNA from Patiria miniata (bat star), 4579 nucleotides. RefSeq names its product metabotropic glutamate receptor 1-like. Lineage: Eukaryota; Metazoa; Echinodermata; Asteroidea; Valvatida; Asterinidae. The transcript is spliced from 7 exons. Gene Ontology annotation, molecular function: G protein-coupled receptor activity involved in regulation of postsynaptic membrane potential; adenylate cyclase inhibiting G protein-coupled glutamate receptor activity. Bases 16 to 3357 code for a protein of 1113 amino acids. Gene Ontology annotation, biological process: regulation of synaptic transmission, glutamatergic; G protein-coupled glutamate receptor signaling pathway. The record is from RefSeq and is a predicted model, not a curated record. Gene Ontology annotation, cellular component: postsynaptic density membrane.
UACGGGGCCAGCGGCAUGGAAGUCUUCAAGGACCUCGCCAUGAAGGCCGGCAUCUGCAUCGCCACCUACGACAGCAUCAAUAGCCACUCCCCACCGGAGAAGUUCGACAAGGUGAUCCGGAACCUCCUACAGACGCCCACGGCCCGCGUGGUGGUGUGCUUCUGCGAGGGCAAGACCAUCACCAACCUGAUGGAAGCCACCAGGAGACUGGGCUUAUCUGGGAGGUUUCUCUUCAUCGGCAGUGACGGUUGGGCGGACCGCAACGAGAUCGUCAAAGGCGUGGAGCGGGAAGCCAUCGGCGGCAUCUCCAUCAAGCCCCAGACCUCCUACAUCGAGAACUUCGACCCGUACUACUUCGCUUUGAGGCCGAACAACCACAGUGUCAACCCGUGGUUCCGAGAGUUCUGGGAGGCCAGGUUCAAGUGUGAGCUGCCGCAGGACAAGAAUCAAAGCGUGCUUGAGGAGAUCGGACGAAAACACUACCCCAAGAACUGCACAGGAAGGGAGACCCUAGCCAAGAACUACAGUCAGGACACCAAGAUGGGUUUCAUCAUCAACGCCAUCUACACCAUGGCGCACGGCCUUCACGAUAUGCACCAGGCCCUCUGUCCCCCUGACACCGUGGGGCUGUGCCCCGAGAUGAAACCCGUAGACGGCACGGUGUUCCUGCGGCAUCUCUUCAAUGUCUCGUUCCGCGGAGUGUCCGGGAAUGAGAUUGAGUUUGAUAAGAACGGAGAUCCGUCCGGCAGAUACGAUAUUUUCAACUUUCAACUCCUCCCGAACGGCAAAUACAAAUACGUCCCCAUCGGUGAUUGGUCGGCCGGGGUGUUGGAGAUGAACGACACGGCUAUGAUGUGGAACAACGCCUCUUCUACCCCGGCUACGUCGUUCUGCAGCGAACCGUGUCCCAAGGCACACAUUAAGGAUAUCCGAGAUAAUGUUCACUGUUGCUGGGCGUGUGUGCCUUGCAAAACCAACCAGAUCAUGGUGGACGAAUUCACCUGUAAGGAGUGCGCGAAAGGGCAGUGGCCCAAUGAGAACCUGAGUGAUUGCACGGAGAUUGAGGCCGAGGUCAUGCACUGGGGAGACAUCGAGGCCAUUGUUGCCGUCACCUUCUCCUGUCUAGGCAUCUGCUUCACUCUAUUCGUCCUCGUCACCUUCAUCCGCUACAACGAGACUCCCGUGGUCAAGUCCUCCAGCCGGGAGAACAGCUACAUCCUCCUGGUGGGCAUCCUGAUGUGCUUUCUCAUGACCUUCGCUUUUAUCACCAUCCCAACAACUCUGGUCUGCUACAUCCGGAGGAUCGGCCUGGGCUUGAGCUUCUGUAUCUGCUAUGCGGCCCUUGUGGUCCGGACCAACCGCAUGGCGCGGAUCCUGGCAGGCUCCAAGAAGAAGAUUAUCACUCGGAAGCCCCGCUUCCUCGGAAGCACCGCCCAGGUGGUCAUGACCUUCAUCGUUAUCGGUCUCCAAGUCAUCAUCACUAUCGUCCUGAUCGUCAUAGAGCCUCCAGAAGCAGUCUACGACUACCCAGACCUUCGCCGAGUCCGCCUGAUCUGCAACACCACGACUCUGGGUAUCUUAGGUCCUUUGGGCUUUGACUCCUUCCUGGUUGUCUUGUGCACCCUCUACGCCUUCAAGACCCGCAACCUGCCCGAGAACUUCAACGAGGCCAAGUACAUUGCCUUCACUAUGUAUACCACCUGUGUGGUCUGGCUGGCCUUCAUCCCAUUGUAUUUCGGUGGCAGUGAGAUGCGAACCAUCGUGGUCUGUUUCGCGGUCAGCCUCAGUGCCACAGUGGCUCUGGCUUGUCUCUUCUUUCCCAAGACUUACAUAGUCUUGUUCAAGCCGGAGAGGAACCGUCGGAGCUCCAUGAAGACGUCCAGUUUGGUCCGCAUGCACGUGGGCAGUUUCAGCGAGCUGGCGCCGCUGUCUUCACAGAAGACUAAUAGCGUGAACGGUUCCUUGGAUAUUGGAAUGGGGCGGGAUCGAGUUGGCCGUAGUCCAGGAUUCAACCGCAAACGACCCCCCAAGGAGAAAGGUUUCUUUAGCGGCAUGCGGCGCCGCAAGCGCGGCUACAACCAGGUGAACAUGAUGAAAGCAGUGGAACGGGACCGAAUCCAACGACGCCGGCAGCCGGUCUACCGCUACUCCCCGUCAACCGAGAGCCAGCCCCGGCGAAUCAGCGGAUGCUUGGAAGAGCAAAUUCCCGAGCACAACGGGGCAACUAAGGCCGAGGAACCGGUGUGGCAGACAUCCCAGUCGAGCCCAAAGAUCGCUGUGGUACGGCCCCGCACGGACCAGUCCACCACCAACUUACAAGAGGUUUACAUCGAAAGUGCACUUAGGGACGCAUCAUCUCCGGGUAGCAUUCCACCGCUGUUAGCAAGCAAAGAGGAAGCACUACUACGGAGGAACUCUGGCGCACGUGCCGGCAAGUCAUCAGAUAGUGUGUACAUAGAGAUGGACCGGGAACCAGUUCGCGAUACGCGAGACUCACAGGCUGACGCGCGCGACGAGCAGAGCGAAGCGCACCCGCUCCUGACAGAUGAUGAUGACAAUGAUGCUGACGUCUCGCGGAGACGAGACUCGAGCCCGGGGCUCCGUCUAGACAUUCCUCAGAUUAUCACUUCAUUCCACGGCAGCAGUCAGGACCUGACCGAGCCCCAGGUUGGGCAAAUGCGGAACUCAACCCUAGACGCGCCCCCGGUCCACAACAAGAGGCGCGUGUCAGACAGUCAGGGUUUGCCCCGCCCCGGGGUCAACCCUUUUCAGUUUUUGCCUCGCCGUCGUUCGCACGGUUCCCUGGAGGGUAAACCCAGCGUUCCUCUAUGCAGUGCGCCGCCUUGUAAGCAUUCUCUCAAACACCGCAAGCAGUUGGCACGAUCGGCCGAGGUGCUGUGCCGACAGGUAAUUGGGUUUAGUAACCCCCUACCCACCUCCUCCACCAUUUCUUCAUUUUCUCUUACGUCCCCAUCGCAAGCACCGUAUUCCAAACCAGCGAGGCCCUCCUCUGCGAUCGACCUGGUGCCUUCGGGUCCAAAUCUCCAAGAAACGGAGCUCAACUCCCCUCCACCACCGAAGUCAAUCGCAACAGCGUCCAACAACAACAAUUUGGAGCCGACCGAGUUCGGCAAGAGGACAGAACUUGACAAUGCGCCGCCAACGGUGGAGAUGGCAAUUCGACCAAACAAACCACCCGACACGAACGCAAACACAAAUGGUCUGAUUCCAGACUCAAGAGCUGAAGAAGCGUUUCAGUCAGGCGGUGUUUGGAACGAAGCCAAGCUGGAAGAAUUGGCAAGUGGACAAAACACGCCGUUGAGGACGCUUUCCGAAAUCAGAUCGUCAAAUGUAUGACUGGCACUCAAGGCGGUUUUUUUUUAUUUUAACUUGACAGCUCAGUACGUUUAUGCUUUGUACUUAUACCUAAAACUUUAUUGAAUGGAAAUUCUCUUACUUUAGUAAAUUCCGUUACUACCAUCACCACUCAAAUCCGCCAACCACCUCAUACGUGCGCGUGCCUUCACCAAAAACACUACUAUGUAGGCCUAACAGCAAGAGGAUUUUGUCAUUGUGGCUGUACAUUUUGCGCCAUCACGUGGGUAUGGACUAUGCACCAUCGGUUUAUUAAGCUUGUGUGGUAAAUGCCAUGCCUCGAUAAUUUUCAUACCACAAGUAUAUAUAUGGAGAUUGUGUGGCUGAAUUAGUGCAAUAGAUAAAGUCUAUGCCGAUCUGAACUCUUUAUACCAAGAUCAAACGACCAUUUUCCUUGGUAAGCCUAUAAAAAGAUACAUAAAGCUGGUCAUUUGUAACGUGUGCUGUAAUUCUUUUGCAUUCAGUUUCAAACAAAAUAGGCCUAUGCAUAGGUUGCAUGAAGACACUUUAUUUUCUAAACGCAGACAUUGUAGAAAGCUUGUAUAAAAUCGAUUUCAAUGUGUUCACUUUUGGGACACAAAACACUGUUGUCAUCAGCGAAUAACGUCGCGUCCACUUACGCGAACACUUCUAACGUUUGCCAACGUUUAAUUGGCAACGUUCGCUGAGGUGGAACCGUGUACCACAAACGUUGGCGAAUGUUAUAGCAACAAAAGCGAACGGUCUGUCCAAUUCGUUCUGUUAUCUUUACCAAAAUGGCUGACUCUCUGAGCGCUACAUGCUUCUGUAAGGAAUGAAAUUAAACCUCUCUGCACCAGAAAGGUGGAUAAAUUACACACACACAAAACAAUGGUUCGUCUGGAAUAACUUUAAAGAAUUUAAAAAAGGCGUUCUCAUACACAGUGCUAGUGACAUGACAUCAGUUUUUAACAGUUAUUCCACUUGGGGUUGACACGUUCGCGGUGACUAGCUAACGUUCGUAGCUAACGAACGCAGCCAGGGUUGCUUAUAAAUGGCAGAAUCUCCGUUAGCAUUGACGUUGUCUGUAUUCGGAAUAAACCUUUACUUAAUAAAUAAAUGUAAAAUAUCUAAAAGCUACUUAAUUAAUAGUUCAUAAACAAAGAUAUUAAAAUACGAAUCUUACUGCCAGUUGAGAUAGUGUGACUAAUGUUGCAAUAAAUUCAAGUAUAAAAUGUUACCAUGA